ACCUGGGAACAUGUCUCCUAUGCCUUUUUUAUCUCUAAUUUUACCCCUCCCCUCGGUUUAUAUUUUCUUUUUUCAAAGAAAGAGACAAUGACUGGUGAAUCUGGUGGAGGAAUGUCUUUCUUCUGGAACUUGUCAUACUGGAGUACAUUUUUGCUCACUUGAAGCAUCUCUUUCGUAGUUUUAGGUUUAUUACCAUUCUUUGGUGCAGGGGGUCAUGAAGAUGCUGGAGAUUUCACCAUGACCGAAAGAUUGAGGACUAGCAUAUGCGGAAACUUAGUCUUGUACCUUUGUAUUGGUUCUCUUGGACUUCUUGGACUCAUUCUACUAAUUAUUUUUAGAAAAAAUUGGAGUGGGGGUAUUCUUGGUCUUGCCAUGGCAUGCUCAAGUACUUUUGGACUUGUUACAGGAUUCAAAAAUAUUAUCCUUAUGGCUCUUCCUUUAAACGCCAAUAUCAAGUUGCUGAAUCCAGACGCAGUCAGAUUGGAUAGGUUCGAUGGCACCAACUACAUGCGAUGGAAGGAUAAGAUGACUUUCUUACUGACAACACUGAAGGUGUCGUAUGUUCUUGAUCCUAAUCUACAACCUAUCCCAGUGCCAGAAGAGAAUGAUUCUGAAGGAGUGAAGAACGCAAGACUGAAGCGUGAAGAAGAUGAACUCAUAUGUCGUGGACAUAUUCUGAAUUCUAUCACCGAUAGGCUUUAUGAUCUGUAUCGCAAUAUGUCUUCCCCUCAACAAAUUUGGAUUGCUUUGGAAAGGAAAUACAAACAUGAAAAGAAAGGUACAGACAAAUUUCUUGCACUUAAAUAUUUUGAGUUUUUAAUGAAGAAUGAUAUUUCCAUCAUGGAUCAAGUGCACGAGUUGCAAAUUCUGGUAUCAAGGAUGUCAGAGUUGGAGAUAAAGAUUCCAGAUUCACUUCAAGUGGGGGCAAUACUUUCAAAACUUCCUCCAUCUUGGAAUGAUUACCGAAAAAAGGUUUUACAUUCAGAUGAAAUUCUGACUAUGGAACAAUUUCAAACACAUCUCCAGAUCGAGGCAGAAAACCGUUCAAGGGAUGCAAUAUUGGCUCCAUUGAAAGUUAAUCAUGUAAGUCAAAAUUCUGCCAAGCCUUUCCAAAAUAAACUCAAGCCUCAACAACAGAAAUUCAGUCCUUUUGAGAAAGCCUCUCUUAAGAAAAAUCAGCCUUGUUUUCAUUGUGGUAAGAAAGGUCACUUUAUUAAAGACUGCAAGUUCAAGAAGAAUGCAAGGAAUUUUGGUUCUGGCAUUAAUGCAGAAACAAGCAACAAGGCAAAUCUGAUUGAGCAUGAGUUGAUUGCCAUGGUUUCUGAAAUGCAAAUUGGAAUGGUGACUGAAUUAAACAUGGCAAAUCCAACCAAAUCUAUGGAUUGGUGGUUGGAUUCUGGUGCAACAGCUCAUGUGUGCAAUAAUAAGGCACAAUUCAAGUCUUAUGAGGACUUGAAGGAACCAGAGGAAGUGCUGAUGGGAAACAACGUCACAGCAAAGGGGCUUAAGGGUUGUCUUAGAAUCAGAUAAGGCCAUUAUAUCAAAGAAUGGCAAUUUCGUGGGGAAAGGUUAUUCUUGUGAUGGAAUGUUUAAAUUGAGUAUUAAUGAAAUAAAUAAUGUUUCUGCUU
Molecule: messenger RNA, 1628 nt
Organism: Rubroshorea leprosula
Lineage: Eukaryota; Viridiplantae; Streptophyta; Magnoliopsida; Malvales; Dipterocarpaceae
Source: the annotation of a GenBank genome assembly